UUAUACGUUGGGUCGACGAAUCUACGAGUUGCAGCAAGUGAGUUGAAACGAUACGAAACAUUCGCAUUAUACAGUGCACCUACUGAUUUUUUGAGUAAUUUGAUAAACGAUUCGCUGUACAAAUAUUGAUUCCAUUAAGAUCGGCAACGCUGCAUGAAUUAUGUGGGUAUAAACGGUCUUCAACCCAACUAUGCAACACUUGUGUCCAAUCGUGAUAACAUGGUUGUAAUAAAUCGCUCGACACACGACAAACCUGUAUGUAUAGAUGAAAUUGGGCUGACGUUAUAUAAAGACGAGACAGAAGCUGCAAGCGCUUAGUGAAUACGGUACAUUCUGCAUAUUCAGCACACAUUCAACACAGAAAACAAUGUAACUCUGAUAUUUCCGACAUUAGGUAUUUCAUUCGGAAUUUCUCGUGCGUAAUUGAACUAAAUGCGAAAGCUGAUCUUUUGCUCGAAUGGUUCUUCCAUUGUCUUGUUAAAAUAAAAAUUUCAUCGAAUAAUACAAACAGAAGCUAGCGAGCAUCGAGUUGAUACAUCGGUACAGUGCGUGAAGUCAUUUACACCAUAAUUUUUGCUCCAACAACUGAACUUCGUUCAUACCGUCAUUUAUGUAAUAAAAGAAAUCACGUUCCUGUGUUGACGAUCAAAUUUCAAAACAUUCGGAGUCUUUAACGACAGCGAACCAAGAGCGGAGCGGGUGUUUUCGGUCACUAGCUAUGGCGAUAGAAUGCCCGGUUUGGCUUGACGCGUGUUACGUGCAAAAGAUCUUACGGAAUGCUGAACAAGACGAAUCCAUCGAGGUUUCCGGGAUAACCGUAAAGCCAGCCACGGUCAAGGGUGACAAUUAUUCGAGCAUCAUGCAUCGCAUCGGCGUAGUAUUUUCUCGAAUUCAGAAAGGACACAAGGUCACGAAGACGACGUCGCUUAUAGCAAAAGUUCUACCCGAGAGCACACCCGAGGACGAGGAUAUGUAUGUUGGAUUUUUUGACGUGGAAAUGUCAAUGAUGUCGGAAACUUUGCCGCUGAUGAACAAGUCUUUAGCGCAUCUCGGUAUGAGCACGUCGCUAUCUGCAAAAUGUCUCUACGCCCAACACGAAGAUCCCACACAUCUGAUCAUCGAAGACCUGACAACCGCAGGCUUUCAAAUGGCCGAACGCGAAGCAGGUUUAGAUUUGAACCACUGCUUGGUCGCGAUUCGGAAUCUAGGUGCUUUUCACGCGAGCUCGAUAGCUCUCGCGGAAAAGGAACCCACGGCAGUGAAAAAGUACACCAGAGGAAUGUUCCACAAAGAUCACAGUUUGACAUUAGUUGACUUUUUCAAGUCAGGGACCAAGACCCUUGCGAAACAGACGGCGACAUGGCCAGAACUAAGUCCGGGGAUUUCUGAAAAAAUCUCGAAGCUCUCCGAUGUUAUCUAUGAAAAAGCAUGCGAAGUGACUCGCAUUAAAGAGGAUGACUUCAACGUCCUCAAUCACGCAGAUUUCUGGAUAAAUAAUAUGCUAUUCCGCUAUGACGACCAUCAGAAACCCAUUGACUAUAAAUUUGUGGACUUUCAAACUUGUCACUACGGCUCUCCAGCAGUAGACCUGCUCUACUUUUUUGGCACAAGUCCUAGUAUUGACGUGCUAAUGCAGCACCGAGAAUUUAUUACACGCGAGUAUUUAGUCACACUGACCGAUAUUAUGGCUAAACUUGAAUGCAGCACGAAACCGCCGAGUUUUGACGAUAUGCAGGACAUAUUACGGAAGAACGCUUUCUACGAGGUGAUCGCGUCCUUUACAAUAUUGCCACUUGUACUGAUCGACAAGAGCGAAGCAAAAUGCAUCGACGAAAUAUUAUAUUCCGAUGAGAAAUUUGAAAACCCGGCUUACCAGGGAGAGUCGUACCGGAAAGUGAUGACCAGACGUCUACCACUCUACGACAGCACGGGACUUCUUGAUUUAUAACUGUGAAAUUCUAAGGAUAUGUUGCAUGGCAUUACCGUUAAUUGGAGAACUUCUUUGUUGCCUUUGAAUUCCAUUGUAUACUAAAGUUUUAUUGA
Messenger RNA from Neodiprion fabricii, 2043 nucleotides. RefSeq lists its product as uncharacterized. The record is from RefSeq and is a predicted model, not a curated record. The transcript has 5 exons. Lineage: Eukaryota; Metazoa; Arthropoda; Insecta; Hymenoptera; Diprionidae. The coding region runs from base 719 to 1948 and encodes 409 amino acids.